Messenger RNA from Candidula unifasciata, 1224 nucleotides. Lineage: Eukaryota; Metazoa; Mollusca; Gastropoda; Stylommatophora; Geomitridae. The record is from the annotation of a GenBank genome assembly.
AUGGAUUAUGAUUCAUCAUCAAAGUUCAUAUCUUCCUUAGCAAAGUUUCUUCAGUCACUUUGUAAUGGAUAUGUUGAGUUUGAUUCAGGAGUUCACGUCAUUGGCCAUCUUUACCUCAGUGUUGACACAGGCAAGACGAUAGACUACAUUUUAAAUGAAAAAGUGUGCAAAACCGAUGAGAAUAGUGUCACAUUCAUCAGCAACAGUUUUCACGCACAACCUGCAGAGAAGCCCAAACCUCCUGCUAAAAGAUCUGUGAAAGACUCUGAAAAAGCAGAUUUAAAAGCAGAGGACAGUUCUGAAAAUUAUGUUGGGACCCAGGGAGAACCCAGAAGCACCAAUGUUGGAACUCUGCCCUCAGCUCGGAUUGCUAAUCAAAAUUCCCCUCACUCUCAUGGAGCUAAGAGACCAUAUUCUCCGUCACAUACUUCCCAGUCGAAAACAGGGAGAGUAUCUCCCAGGCACAAAAAGAAUAGAACUGACUCGUUAGAUCCAAAUACUUCACAUCUAGCAAACCCUUCUGUUGAAAGUAAUGUUUCAUCUGUCCCUAGUCCAGCUACUGAUGCUGGUCUUUCAAACACAUCGGCUCGGAAUUCUGAUGUUCCUCACGGAUCACAGAUGAAUGCGCCUUACGAGCAAAAUUACUUCCAGCAAGACGACGAAAACUCAUUGAGCGAAGAGCCGGAAGAGAGAGAUAUUAAGCCUUCCAUUGAUACAGAUGUUACAUUUAUUAAAGAAGAAUAUGGUUCAUCGUCAAGUUGUUCACAGUCUGGCAGCCAGGGCCGUGAUAGGACACAUGGGGAUGAAACAUCAGCUUAUCCAUACCAGUCAAAUCAAGUAUUUCCAGGAGGUUACCCAGGCCAGGGUAGUUUUGGAGCAUCUCAUAGAGCAAAUUUUAAUUCUUCCUCAUCGCACAUGUUUAGUCCAGGGCAGAGUGUAUCAAAAUUUGAUGAAAGUUCGGGAGAUCCAUCAGAUUACUUGCAGAAUGGGAUGUUGUUUACCAAGCAAGAUAUGUUAGAUGUUGGCACACGUUCUGCAUCCUGGAGCCAUACCUGUUCAUUCUGUGACAAAAAGUUUCAGAAUAAAGCAGAUUGCAAGGGCCACAUUAACAGUGUACAUUUGAACGCCAAACCAUUUGUCUGCGAGCAUUGUGCUGUGAGUUACUCUUACAGGCAGAGUUUGAGCAGGCAUCUUGUGAGUUGCAAGAUGAACCCUUAUGUCUAA